Molecule: messenger RNA, 1275 nt
Organism: Chanos chanos (milkfish)
Lineage: Eukaryota; Metazoa; Chordata; Actinopteri; Gonorynchiformes; Chanidae
Gene: amacr
Product: alpha-methylacyl-CoA racemase
Exons: 6
Coding region: 66-1214 (382 amino acids)
Biological process (GO): bile acid metabolic process
Cellular component (GO): mitochondrion
Molecular function (GO): alpha-methylacyl-CoA racemase activity
Source: RefSeq, a predicted model, not a curated record
CGACAUACAAGUUACUUUUAGUCCCAGCGACAAUCGUUGGCUUGUGUUAAUAAGGUGUUUCAGUCAUGGCUCUAGCUGGAAUCCGUGUCAUUGAGUUAGCUGGACUGGCCCCUGCUCCCUUUUGCGGCAUGCUUCUGGCAGACUUUGGAGCCAAAGUGAUUCGCGUUGAUAGGACAAAGGUCUCCAUGGCAGUGGACACGCAGGCCCGAGGGAAGCAAUCUGUCGCGCUCAAUCUGAAGAAACCCCAGGGUGUAGUCAUACUCAAAAGACUGUGUUUACAGUCCGAUGUCAUCAUCGAGCCUUUCCGUAAAGGGGUUAUGGAGAAGUUGGGCUUAGGUCCCGAGGAUCUGCUGAAGGAGAACCCUCGUUUGAUCUACGCCCGGCUCACUGGUUACGGCCAGAGUGGCUCUUACGCUAAAUCCGCUGGACAUGAUAUCAACUACCUAGCCAUAUCAGGGCUGUUGUCUAUGCUGGGUAGGAGUCAAGAGAAGCCCUAUGCGCCCCUGAACUUGGUGGCAGACUUUGCAGGUGGAGGUCUGAUGUGUGCCUUUGGAAUUGUUCUGGCUCUGCUUGAGAGAACCAGAUCGGGCAAGGGCCAGGUCAUUGAUGCCAGCAUGGUCGAGGGAGCAGCCUACGUAGGCUCCUUUAUGUGGAAGUCUCAGAACAUUGGCCUUUGGAACCGUGCCCGCGGAGAGAACAUGCUGGAUGGGGGGGCUCCGUUUUACGAGACGUACCGUACUUUGGACGGACAGCACAUGGCAGUGGGAGCCAUUGAGCCUCAGUUCUACCAGCAGCUCAUCCAAGGGCUGGGAUUGGACCCGGACGACCUCCCGGAUCAGAUGAGUGUGUCUGACUGGCCAGAGCUGAAGAAGAUUUUCACUGAAGUAUUUGCCACUAAAACCCUGGCUGAGUGGAGCCAGAUUUUCGAUGGAACAGACGCUUGUGUCACCCCUGUACUCUCCCUGGACACAGUCCUUACACACCCCCAUAACCAGGAGAGAGGGUCCUUUCUGAGGGAUGACAGAGGAGAACUGAGCCCCCGUCCUGCGCCUGUCCUGUCCCGCACUCCGGCUGGGCCAAGCCUUUCUCGAGAUCCUUUGAUUGGUGAACACACGCGCUCUGUGCUGAUGGAGUAUGGCUUUAAGUCAGCUGACAUAGAACAGUUACUGUCUGAUGGAAUUGUGGAAUGUAAUGAAGCCAAAGCCCGUCUGUAGACUGCAUAGUCUAAUAUAUACAUACAGUACCGGUCAUACAAUUUGGACACACCAACUCAUU